GUAUCCAAACGCCGUCUGCAUCCCUGACGACGAGGGAAGCGAGGGCGCAGGGAUGGGGAGCUGAAAUAGCAUGAACGCCAUGGGCGUCCUUGAAAGGUGGGGGGCAUUCUGGGCAGCGGUGAAAUGGACGGGCUACCCACGAUGGGCGCGGCAACCGCGUCGAGCUCCGGAGGAACGUGUCAUCACGUCCGUGCCUCUCGUCCUCACAAGGAACCCGGCCUGCCACCCUUCUCCUCCCCUCCCCUGCAGCAUCCAUCGUCGACGAUCGCCUCCCCCCUUGCCUUCUCUCCCUCUUCUCUCCUCUCUUUUACAUUGAUCAGGUCUCCCCAAUCUGUCAUUUUCCCUUCCUUCGUCUCCACCACCCCCCUUUCAUUUUUCUGCAACUGAAGCCUACAAUGGCGAAUUCGGCAUCAGGGAUGGCAGUCCAUGACGACUGCAAACUCAGGUUCCAGGAGUUGAAGGCGAAGCGAAACUACCGAUUCAUAGUGUUCAAGAUCGACGAAAAAGCACAGCAGGUGACGGUGGACAAAGUGGGGCAGCCCACGGAGAGCUACGACGAUUUCACCGCCUGCCUUCCCCCCAACGAGUGCCGAUAUGCGGUCUUCGACUUCGAUUUCGUCACUGAAGAGCAUUGCCAGAAGAGCAAGAUCUUCUUCAUUGCUUGGUCACCAGACACGUCCAGGGUGAGGAGCAAGAUGUUGUAUGCUAGCUCCAAAGACAGAUUCAAGCGAGAACUGGACGGCAUCCAGGUUGAACUGCAGGCCACAGAUCCUAGUGAGAUUGGGAUUGACAUCAUAAGAGGCCGAGCUCUAUAGAGCUCUCCAUCAUAUACUUCUAAAAGGAUUUGCACUUUUUUCCCCCUGAUAUUUUAUUCAUCAUAUUUUGGUCUUUGGGAUUCAGAUUUUACCAGGCACGUGUGAUUAAUGUUUUAUUAUUUAUUAGUUUUCUCGUUGGGAACUGAUUGCAUUUGUGACACAUUCUAUUCAUUUGUUUCAUUGUAUGAUGGCACCAAUGACUGCUUUUGCAGAUUAUAAAUCUUGAUGUCAUUCCUUAAUCAAGUUGCCUUCCCAAUGGUACAGACCUAUAACAUUUACUUUCAGGAUUCAUGAACCUGUGUCACCAUUUUGUGGUGUUGCAGCUAUUAUGUUGCAUUACAGGCGUUUGGCAACAAGAACACUAACAUCCAUGUCC
Molecule: messenger RNA, 1191 nt
Organism: Nymphaea colorata (pocket water lily)
Lineage: Eukaryota; Viridiplantae; Streptophyta; Magnoliopsida; Nymphaeales; Nymphaeaceae
Product: actin-depolymerizing factor
Exons: 3
Coding region: 396-815 (139 amino acids)
Biological process (GO): actin filament depolymerization
Cellular component (GO): actin cytoskeleton; cytoplasm
Molecular function (GO): actin filament binding
Source: RefSeq, a predicted model, not a curated record